GUAAGCAGUGAAACUGAACUGAAGCUACCGACUACAGAGGAAGAUCCCAAACCCUAUCUAAAACCCCUUCACCGGACACAAAUUGAAACCUCUAAACUGAAAUAAUCUUUCAAAAUCUUAUUUAAAGACAAAAGAAAAGGAAAAUAAAAUUGAAAAGCGUGCGCCUAUAAAUAUAGCUAAGAAGGAGCCUAGUCUCAGCCAAGAAGUCACCUUCACACCUUCCCAACGAAGUUCUCAGGGGGCUUUGUGUGUUUUUUGUUUCUUUUUCAUCAGAAAAGAAAUGGUCUUUUAAGUAUCCUUUUGGCCUCUGAUUCCAAAAAUUCUUUUUUUUUUUAAUUUUUGCAAUAGAUUUCUUUGUGGGUUUUUGAUCCUUAGUAGAGAUGGCUGACCAGGAAAUGAAAGGAAAAAGAUCGCCAUUGAUGAUCAUGGUUUUCGUCUUUCAGGUUCUCUCUUCACAUUUACAUGGCUGUUUUGCAGCAACCGGUCAAGGUCAGCCACAAUGGCAGAGGAGUACAGUCCGUCCAACGGCUGUUAAUGGCUUUGGUUUUGGCUCCUCUGUUGUUCUUCCUGUUGCUGGCAAUGUCUAUCCUCUUGGGUUCUAUUCUGUGGAACUUAAGAUAGGCAACCCACCUAAGACUUUUCAGCUUGAUAUUGAUACUGGCAGCGACCUCACUUGGGUCCAAUGUGAUGCUCCUGAUACUGUUUGCACUGGUUGCACUCUGCCUCAUGACCGUCGUUACAAGCCCGCUAAGAGCAACUUUCUGCCUUGCAAGGAUCCCAUAUGUGCUGCACUUAACUCUCCAAAAUCAAAUCCAUGCAAGAAUCCAAAUGAAAAAUGUGGGUUUAAAGUUAAAUAUGCUGACCAAGUUUCAGUUCUUGGUUUCAUGGUCUCAGACAACUUUCAUGGCCUUGGCAGUGGCUCCCUUUCUAAUCCCCAUUUGGCCUUUGGGUGUGGAUCUCAACUAGAAAAUCACAGUCCAGACAGACCACACCCUCUUACCACUGCUGGAGUCCUUGGACUUGGCAAAAGUAAAGCGAGCAUGUCAUCACAAUUGAGUGGCAUGGGUAUAACAAAAAAUGUGGUAGGUCAUUGUUUCAGUGGACAAGGGGGAGGGUUUUUGUUCCUUGGAGCUGGUUUCCCUGAAUCAAAAAUGACUUGGACGCCAAUGUUGCAAAAUUCCGUUGAUGAACAUUAUUAUUCUUCUGGUCCAGCAGAACUUCUUUUUGGUGGGGAGCCUACUGGUGCAAAGGGCCUUUAUGUUAUCUUUGACACUGGAGCCACCUACACCUACUUGAGUUCUGAAGUUUACCAAACUCUACUCAAUCUGAUAAGGAAAGAUCUAGCCGGAAAGCAACUACGAGAUGUGAAAGAUUACGCUCUGCCAAUCUGCUGGAAAGGCGCAGAACCUUUUAAAUCUGUGCGAGAUGUUAGGAACUAUUUUAACACUUUGGUGCUGAGUUUUACCGGUGCAAAUAACAAUAAGCUAGUGUUACCACCUGAAGCUUAUAUCAUUGUCACUGAACGAGGAAAUGUUUGCCUAGGAAUUUUGAAUGGCACUGAAGUUGGACUAGGAAUUACCAAUGUGAUUGGAGCCAUUUCGUUGCAAGAUAAAUUGGUGAUAUAUGAUAAUGAGAACCAGAGGAUUGGAUGGGCUUCUGCAGAUUGCACCCGCAAGCCUCGAUGAUUAUGAACCUAUUCUCUUGUAUUAUGCAAGAAAAGCUGAAUGAAAUGACUGAAUAAAGUAUAAGGCAAAAAAAAAUAGCUUCAUUCUUCAACAGAGGGUACAUACUUUUUGUUUAGUUGUAGAAGGAGGCUCAUUACCAUGAUGCUUCUCUUUGACAAUACACAAGGUUUGAAAAAUGUAAGCGGGUAACUUAUAGGAAAUAUGAUGAAGGCAAUACCAAUGGCUUUUACAAGUGACA
Theobroma cacao (cacao) is the source of this 1923-nucleotide messenger RNA. Its product is annotated as aspartic proteinase Asp1-like. Gene Ontology annotation, biological process: proteolysis. Gene Ontology annotation, molecular function: aspartic-type endopeptidase activity. The record is from RefSeq and is a predicted model, not a curated record. Lineage: Eukaryota; Viridiplantae; Streptophyta; Magnoliopsida; Malvales; Malvaceae.